Trifolium pratense (red clover) is the source of this 1550-nucleotide messenger RNA. RefSeq names its product zinc finger protein ZAT1-like. The transcript has a single exon. The coding region runs from base 1 to 1518 and encodes 505 amino acids. The record is from RefSeq and is a predicted model, not a curated record. NCBI's taxonomy places the organism in Eukaryota, Viridiplantae, Streptophyta, Magnoliopsida, Fabales, Fabaceae.
AUGGCUUUGAUUGUGGAUCAACAAUCAAACUUCAAACACUUUUGUAAAAUUUGCAAAAAAGGCUUUGGAUGUGGAAGAGCAUUAGGAGGACAUAUGAGAGCACAUGGGAUAGGCGACGAAACCGGUCAAAUGGAUGACGAUGAUCCGGCGAGCGAUUGGGAAGGUGGCAAUGUCCCACAAACAAGUAACAAACGUAUGUAUUCUCUAAGAACAAACCCCAAUAAGCUAAAAAGUUGUAGGGUAUGUGAGCAUUGUGGAAAAGAAUUUUUCUCUUGGAAAUCGUUUCUCGAACAUGGAAAAUGCAACUCCGAUGAUGCAGAUGAAGAGUCUCUUGUAUCCUCUCCAGAAUCCGACACCAUGGCAGAUGAUGAUGAUGGUGUCGGUGGCAGAAGAGGAUGCGGAUGGUCAAAGAGGAAAAGGUCGUUGCGAACUAAAGUAGGUAGUUAUAAUAACAAUUUUAAUUGUCCUUCAACCGAAGAAGAAGACUUAGCAAAUUGUUUAAUGAUGUUGUCCAAUGCUAUUGUUGAUCCUCUUGAGGUUGAACCUGAAGAAUCAUGUGCCUCAGCUAGCAAAGAUGAAGAAAGAAGAAACCCUAUGAAUUUCAUUGCACCAUUGGCUUAUAGAAUCCCCUAUGAAAACAACAACACCACCAACAACAACAACAAUAACAACAACAAUAACAACAAAGCCAAAGGUGUUGCUAAAGGGUUAUUUGAAUGCAAAGCAUGUAAAAAAGUUUUCAACUCACAUCAAGCAUUAGGUGGUCAUAGAGCAAGUCACAAAAAGGUUAAGGGAUGUUUUGCAGCAAGACUUGAUCAAAACCUUGAUGAUAAUAUUGUUGAGGAUGAUGCAAUCACACAUGAAGAAUUUUUCCCUUCAAAAUCAAACACAACAUAUGAUCAAGGGACCUCCAAUAACCCUCCUACAUUGAUGGCUUCUUCUUCCAAGAGAAAAUCCAAAGUUCAUGAAUGCUCAAUUUGUCAUAGGAGUUUCUCUUCUGGACAAGCAUUAGGUGGACACAAAAGAUGUCAUUGGAUCACAUCAAAUGCUCCGGACACAUCAACAUUGGCUAGGUUUCAACAAUUUCAAGACCAUAUUGAACAAAUACCUAAAUUUGAUAACUCUUCUGAGCCAAUUGAUCUCAAACUUGACCUUAAUCUUCCGGCUCCUACCAAUGCACAAAUUUACUUGCAACCGCCGUGGGGCGCUAAUGCAAGUGCGACGAAGGACAACAUCAUCAAAGAAGAUAAUAAUAGUCAAUGUAUGAAUCAACAAAAUCAAAACAACAACAAUAACAAGAACAACAACCUAGUCGAUCAAAAUAACGACAAUAAUAAUGAUAAUAACAAAAAUAACAACCUUAAUACUUUGGUACAAAAUGUUGAUAAUGAAGAUGAUAAAAAAGCCAAGUUGGCAAAACUAAGUGAGUUAAAGGAUGUCAUCAACAUUGGUGGAAGUUCUUCACCAUGGUUGCAAGUUGGAAUUGGUGCAACAACUGAUGUGAGGAAUGAUACGUAAUUAUUAUUAUUUUUUAUUUAUUUUUUUUACAA